This is a messenger RNA of Emys orbicularis (European pond turtle), 1323 nucleotides long. RefSeq names its product SET domain containing 4 (gene SETD4). Gene Ontology annotation, molecular function: protein-lysine N-methyltransferase activity; protein binding. The record is from RefSeq and is a predicted model, not a curated record. The transcript is spliced from 10 exons. Bases 1 to 1323 code for a protein of 440 amino acids. Gene Ontology annotation, biological process: peptidyl-lysine trimethylation; peptidyl-lysine monomethylation. NCBI's taxonomy places the organism in Eukaryota, Metazoa, Chordata, Testudines, Emydidae.
AUGUGGAAAAAUAGAGGUCGGACCAGUAGAAAGAGAAGAAGAAAACAAUUUAGUAGUUGGCCUUCAAAUGGAGUAAACCAGAGUCACAUACUGGAAUAUAUACAACUUAGGAAGUGGCUGAAAGAGAGGGGGUUUGAUGACCGUAAUUUAAGACCAGCACAGUUUUCAGAUACGGGAAGAGGCCUAAUGACCACAAAAGCCUUUCAGGCAGGGGAAGUGAUUAUUUCGUUGCCAGAGAAAUGCUUGCUCACCACUGGUACUGUCCUUAGUAGCUACCUUGGCGAAAACAUUGCAAAGUGGAAGCCUCCCAUAUCUCCUUUGAUAGCACUGUGCACAUUUUUAAUAGCAGAGAAAUAUGCUGGUGAGCAAUCUGUGUGGAAGCCUUAUCUUGAUAUUUUACCAAAGACCUAUACGUGCCCUGUUUGUUUGGAUCAAGAAGUAGUGAGACUUCUUCCUGAGCCCUUAAGAAGGAAGGCUCAGGAGCAAAGAACAGUGGUCCAGGAACUGUAUACCUCUUCCAAGUCUUUUUUCUCUUCUCUGCAGUCUUGGUUUACUGAGAAUGUAGAAACUGUUUUUAACUACGAUGCCCUGCAGUGGGCUUGGUGCACCAUUAAUACUAGAACAGUGUACAUGAAGCAUUCACAGAGGGAAUGUUUCUCUAGAGAACCAGAUGUUUAUGCACUAGCGCCUUAUUUAGAUCUGCUAAACCACAGUCCAAAUGUUCAGGUAAAAGCUGCAUUUAAUGAGCAGACGAGAUGUUAUGAAAUCAGGACAGAGUCACAUUGCAGAAGACAUGAAGAACUGUUUAUCUGUUACGGCCCUCAUGAUAACCAGCGACUUCUGCUAGAAUAUGGAUUCGUUGCCAUCAACAACCCACAGAGUGGGGUUUAUGUCUCAGCAGAUAUCCUUCUUAAACAUCUCUUUUCAGCAGACAAGCAGAGAAAUAUGAAACUUUCCAUUCUAAAGGAUCAUAACUUGUUAGAAAAUUUGACGUUUGGAAGGGAUGGGCCAUCAUGGAGACUCCUCACAGCUCUCAAGUUGUUAUGUCUUGGAGCAGAUGAAUUUACCUACUGGAAGAAAGUGCUGCUUGGUGAUAUAAUUUCAGCCAGAAAUGAAGAAAGGAGUUUGAACAUAGCGGCAAAAAUAUGCUUUUCUUUAAUAGAGGAGACACAGCACGUCCUUCAUCAGAUUUCCCAAAUGAAAAAGGACAAGGUGAACCUUGAAAACCAGCUGGCUUUGGUAGAAGUACUGCGCCUGGAAGAUCUGACGAUCCUGCAAACAUCAGCAGAAAUUCUGUACAACUUGCACACUGCAAUAACUUGA